Molecule: messenger RNA, 634 nt
Organism: Aphanomyces astaci
Lineage: Eukaryota; Oomycota; Saprolegniomycetes; Saprolegniales; Verrucalvaceae
Exons: 1
Coding region: 56-526 (156 amino acids)
Molecular function (GO): peptidyl-prolyl cis-trans isomerase activity
Source: RefSeq, a predicted model, not a curated record
UCAGCCCAGAGACUGCCACGAAUCGAGCGGCCACGAAAGCCAGUUGCGAUAUCGCAUGGACUUGUGGAGCGAAAUUGAAAAGAACAUGAAGUGGAUCGCCUUGGCUGCCGUAGUGCUGUUCGCCAUCUUUAGCGUCGUGUCCUCGUGGGGCGGAGGCGGCGGCGUGUCUGCCAGCGCCAGCCACAUCUUGGUGAGCACCGAAGACGAGGUCGACGACCUCUUGGCGCAGCUGCUCAAGACCGACGACGGGUCGGACGCGCAGCUCAAGCUCUUUGCCGACUUGGCCAAGGCGCACAGCAAGUGCCCCAGUGGUUCUCGCGGCGGCGGGGCGUUGGGCAGCUUCGGACGUGGCCAAAUGGUGCCCGAGUUCGACAAGGUCGUGUUCGAGGAAGCCGUGGGCAAGAUCCACAAGGUCAAGACGCAGUUCGGAUGGCACUUGGUGCUCACGACCAAGCGCACAGACCCGACCGCCGACAAGACUACUGCCGACGACCCUGCCGAGGCCGACGACAAGAAGGAGUUGUAAUGAACCAAUGUAUUAGUCUUUUACUAGUGGCAGCAUCCACACGUGCGCAGGGUACAGCUCCGUGAUGAGUACCUUGGCGAACUCGUCUAGAUCUCGGAGACAUCGCUU